Messenger RNA from Austrofundulus limnaeus, 3352 nucleotides. Its product is annotated as phosphatidylinositol transfer protein beta isoform. The coding region runs from base 61 to 879 and encodes 272 amino acids. NCBI's taxonomy places the organism in Eukaryota, Metazoa, Chordata, Actinopteri, Cyprinodontiformes, Rivulidae. Gene Ontology annotation, biological process: phospholipid transport. The record is from RefSeq and is a predicted model, not a curated record. Gene Ontology annotation, cellular component: cytoplasm. Gene Ontology annotation, molecular function: phosphatidylcholine intramembrane carrier activity; phosphatidylcholine binding; phosphatidylinositol transfer activity. The transcript is spliced from 11 exons.
CGUCAGUAUCAAUCAGCGGUCGCUGGGUUGUACCAGCAGUACAGAAAAGAACAAGUAACGAUGGUUCUCAUCAAAGAAUACCGUGUAGUUUUACCCUGUAGUGUUGAGGAGUAUCAAGUCGGUCAGCUCUUCUCUGUGGCUGAAGCCAGUAAAAAUGAGACAGGUGGAGGUGAGGGCAUUGAGGUCCUCAAGAAUGAGCCUUAUGAAAAUAAUGGAGAGAAAGGACAGUAUACACACAAAAUUUAUCAUCUAAAUAGUAAAGUCCCAGGGUUUGUCAGGCUCCUGGCCCCUGAAGGCUCUUUGGUAUUUCAUGAAAAAGCUUGGAAUGCCUACCCUUACUGCAGAACCAUUGUGACGAAUGAGUAUAUGAAAGAUAAUUUCUUCAUUAAAAUUGAGACAUGGCACAAACCAGACUUGGGAACACAAGAAAAUGUGCACCAACUAGACCUUUCCACAUGGCAGAAUGUAGCUGUUGUGCCCAUUGAUAUUGCAGACAGAAGUCAAGUGUCCAAUGCUGACUACAAACCAGAUGAGGAUCCAGUCAAGUUCAAGUCAGUUAAAACUGGGAGAGGACCUCUUGGACCCGACUGGAAGCAUGAACUGGAAAGUAAAUCUGAUUGCCCAAAGAUGUGUGCCUACAAACUAGUCACAGUCAAGUUUAAGUGGUGGGGGCUGCAAACCAAAGUGGAGAACUUCAUCCAUGAGCAAGAGAAGAGGAUCUUCACUAACUUCCACCGUCAGCUCUUCUGCUGGAUUGAUAGAUGGGUUGAUCUGACUAUGGAUGACAUCCGACGGAUGGAGGCAGAAACUCAAGCAGAGCUAGAUGAGCUACGCAAGCAGGGAAACGUCCGAGGAACCAGUGCUGCAGAAGAAAAAUGAAAAGUCACAUGAUUUUAAAACCGCCACAAUUUCUUGGAGUCUGCUAAGAACACUCUUUUAAUAUCACUUUUUACCCAAACUGAUUCAGGCUGUGAAGGAAGGAGCCCAGCUACCUGCGAUCAAUAGAUCAGAUCCUUGACUUGACCCUAACCAUGGACAGUCUGUCCAGUAAGGAAUUGAUUUCUAGAAACCAACAUAAUCUUAGCUUAAAUUACUCUGGUUCAAUUUUGAUCUCUGGGGCAGAGAAAGCCCAGCUUUCAUUAUCAUGUAAGAGAAGCCUAGACUUUGAGAGACUUGUGUGGUGGGGAGUAUUUGCUCUAUAGAUGCAAAGUAACUAAAACAUACAGGCACAAUGACCAAAUGUUUCCAUUUGUAUUUUAUUUCAACCUUUUUCUUUGGUUGCCUCAAACACAUUCCUCACAAGGUGAUGUCCUAAACGACUUUGCUGUGUCUCCUGCUUGGUCUUAACUGUAAACACUGUGGCUCAGUGGUUUGCAUUCCCUGACAUGAAGCAGUUUGUUAUACUCCUGUUCCUUCCUGCCACAGCCUCCAUUAAGUGAUUACUAACACCCUUGGCACCCAGGCCUAUUAUAAUCCCUCCCCAUCUCCCCACCUUAACCAAAGUACUGCAUCUUAUCACUGACAAUCAUGUCUGUGCAGGCUUCCACUCUCACUUCUGUUCAGACUUAAUAAAAAGCCACACACAAGCAUGACACACACAUUACGCGCAUGAGGAUGAACGUGUGAAUUUGUUCUAAAGGUAUGCAAACAUGCGCAGGUGUGGAUACCUUUGAGCUGACUGAUCUGUUGCAAGCUCAAGCUGGGCAGAUCUUUGCAUGUACUCUUCUUUGUACAUUUAGAGGAUGUUAACAGAUCUCAGCAGUCACCCCCCCUCCCCCCCCCACCAUCACAGUCAUCCUCACUGUUCUAGACAUUCACACAACAUACAACAUAACAUUAGCCUCCUUAACAGAUGUCCCUAGAGGGAAAAUGGCAGUGGAAAAAACCGCCACAGAUGGUGUUACACCCCUAUAGUCAAACUGUAGCUCACUCCAGUUUGACAAAAGGCCUUGUAUUCAGCUUAAUUCCAGUCAUGUUUACAGAUUCAUAAUUGUUUUAUUAGUGCCCAGUUAACACCAGCACCACCACACUUGCUUGCCUUAAUCCCCAGACCUUUUUUUUUUUGUUGUUGUUGUGUACUUUCCACCUCUUACAGCUCUGCUGCCAGCUAUUGCGAUCUACCUCCCUCAUUUCUAACUGGCAGUUUUCCUAAUGCCAAAGGAUUAGCAUUAGCUAUGAGCUGCUGCUUCUUGGGAGUAAAUCUUAGCAGACACUGCUUUAUGAGCAACUUUAUUUAGGAUCAAUCUUUACUACCUUCAGUGGAACUGAAUGUUUGUCAUAACACCUGAGCAAGUGCAAUUACUUCUACAUGCAAAAACUGUUAAAGCUGUAACAGCCAGUGUUGUUUAUCACUACAAAGGGCUGCAGAUUAACAUCGGAUAUCAGAGAUUUGCCAUAUGAUUGACUCUUGACUUUCAUUACUAUAGCAAAACUUCUCACUUGGUUUCAGAGCUAUUGUGACAUUAAUUAUAUUGGUCAUCGUUAAUGUUUCUGUAUAAUAUCUGUAGUUUACUCAUCUGAUCCCUACUGAGCUUUAGUUGUAUGUCAUUGUCUUAAAUUGUACUUCGGAUGUUUGGGUUAGUUUUUAGAAGUCCUGUUUCUGUAUUUUCUUUUCAAAACAGAGCACUUUUGUUGGCUCCACUUAUUAGUUAUUUUUCCUGACAGUUUAAUUAAAAAAGCACUCAUUUUUGUUGCAGGUAUUUUGUCCAAAGAGUAAAAAUACAGAUUUUUUUUUCUUUGUGUUUACAUGUUCAGCAAUCAUCAUAGGAAAUUUAAAGACAGACAUUUAACAAAUGCUCUCAGGUGAAACAUUACUCACAUUUCUUUUUUUUUUUUCUUUCUUUCUUCCUUUAAACAUUGUCACUCCCAGUUUUGUUAGCAGUAAAAAUGACAACACUUUCACUAGUAAAAGAUGGUCAUUAUAUAGCUUGUUCAAUUAUGGCACCACUGUAACAUACUGUAUUGCUGUGCUGGCGUAAUCUGAAUUGGUUUCAGAGAGUAACAGCUGUGUAUAAAAAGAUGGUCUAUUGUGUUUUUGGUGUUUCUAAAUUAAUUCAGUUUUUUUUUCCAGAUAAAUAGCCCUAUGAAUAGUAAGAACAUGAAUCAGUGAUGUCUCAACUAUGAUCGCAAGAAGAUAAAGGAAUUGACAAAAGAAUGGCUAUUCCUAAAUUAUGAAAUCUAGAACUGUUCUUAAAGACUUUUUUAAGGCUCUGAUCAGAUCAAAUUGAGGAACAUAGACGUGAAUGAAUGAUAUAGUGUGCCUUUUCUUUUCAAAACAUCUUGUGCGUUCAGUCUGCAUAUUGUAUUCAAGUAAAAUAGAUCUAUCUUCAAAAUAAAUGUUUUUUAUGCCUCA